CAAUCACAUUCACUUUAGGGUAUUUUAUUUUUUCCGAAAGAUCCGACGUCGUUUUCAAACAUCCUUUUCUUCGCGUUUAGUCCUUUAGUGAAAAAAAAGUUCCUUGCUUCGUUGAGCUGAAGAAAGCAUCGGUAACAAGGCAGCUCCUGAAUCCCUAAAGCCUAAACCUUUCUCCCUCGCUGAGAGUACUCACUUUCACAAAGGCGAUGAGUAUCCCAAUGGAGCUGAUGUCCAUCAGAACCCCUAAUUCAACCUUCCUCCCCAGACCUCACUCUCGCCUCCUACCACACGCCACGCUUCCUUCUCUCCGUUCCCAACACCUCCCCACCCGACGCCUCUCCACUUCUCCAUCUCUCGUUUCUUGUACUGGAAGGCUGCGUCUCCGGUUUACCUCAGAUACCAAGCUUAAUCGCUCCUUCUUCGUCGCUUCCGCUGCUUCCCACGAGGAUUCGGAACCAUCAAGUGUUGAGGUGGAGAAGGAGAAGGAGAAGAGUGUAGUAGAUGGUGACGAUGUUGAUACAUCUCAGGAGGCGUGGAAGCAAACCCUCGCGUCUGUCAAGGAGCAGGUUUCGAAGAUUCAGAGCGUGUCCUCGGAGGCGUACAAUGUGAACUCGCAAAAGGCGAUGACUAUUUUGAAAGAUACUUCCGAGCAGCUUAGGAUUCAAGCGGAGAAGGCCAAGGAAGAGUUGGGUACUAAGGCUAAAGAGGUUGGGGAGGAAGGGAGAGAGUAUAUUUUGAAAGCAGCGGAGGAGUCACCUUCUGAUGUGAAGGAGAUUGUUGAAGCUUUCUCUUCCACUGAGGAUCUGAGGGAUGUGUCUCGGACUCAAGAUUUUCAUGUUGGGAUACCUUAUGGUCUGCUUCUGUUUGUGGGUGGUUUCCUUUCCUUUAUGAUAUCGGGGAGCAUUCCUGCCAUUAGGUUUGGGGUCAUUCUUGGUGGAGCUCUUUUUGCACUGAGCAUGGCUAGUCUUAAGGCUCAGAGGAUUGGAGAGUCAUCUGCUAAGUUCUUAAAAGGACAGAUGGCCAUAGUGGCAAUCAUAUUUUUGAGAGAGUUGAAGUUGGUACUAUUUCAGAGAUCUACGUUCAUGGGGUUUUUGACCACCCUUACUAGUGGCGGUGUGUUGGCGUUUUACGGGUACAAGUUGAUGAGCAACAAAGAAAAGGGACCAAACGAAAAACCAGCUGGAGAAGGAGAUGAAACAGGCGAAGGGUUUGUAAGAAGAGAAGGAUAGAGAAAUGGUAACAUGAGCAUCAUACUCUGUUUUAGUGAUAUCCGAAGUCUGUGUUCUCUCUUUUAAGUUGUGUACAACUUUUGUGAUCAAUCAUUUUCUAAACUUCUGUGUACUUAUCUGUAUUUGGAUUUUGUGGAGUCCUUUUACCACAUAUCAACAAACAAUAAACAGGUCAGAAUCA
Raphanus sativus (radish) is the source of this 1410-nucleotide messenger RNA. RefSeq names its product protein FATTY ACID EXPORT 3, chloroplastic. Gene Ontology annotation, cellular component: membrane. Bases 207 to 1229 code for a protein of 340 amino acids. The record is from RefSeq and is a predicted model, not a curated record. The transcript is spliced from 6 exons. NCBI's taxonomy places the organism in Eukaryota, Viridiplantae, Streptophyta, Magnoliopsida, Brassicales, Brassicaceae.